Ramularia collo-cygni is the source of this 1407-nucleotide messenger RNA. RefSeq lists its product as uncharacterized. Gene Ontology annotation, cellular component: nuclear membrane; nuclear envelope. The transcript has 3 exons. Lineage: Eukaryota; Fungi; Ascomycota; Dothideomycetes; Mycosphaerellales; Mycosphaerellaceae. The record is from RefSeq and is a predicted model, not a curated record. The coding region runs from base 1 to 1407 and encodes 468 amino acids. Gene Ontology annotation, biological process: lipid homeostasis; nuclear envelope organization.
AUGGCUUUUCGCGGGCACGAAAGUGGCAUGGACUUUGAGUACGAUAACCAAACUGGAUCACUCGACGCUCGCUCACCCUUUGCCCACGUCGCCCACAACGCGCAGCGCAUGCCGCAAAGCACCUUGGCCAGGAAACAAAUGCACCCAGGCGACUACAACGCAUUCGAUUCGCCGCAAAAACCACAAACACCCAGCAACUAUACCUCUCCGAGUAAACCCCUGCCACAACUGCCGGCUUUUCAUUCCUGCUUCACAACGCCCCGCAAGAUCACCACCGACUUCGAUGAUUCAUCUGCUGGCGAGACUCCACGAUCUCCCGAACGCAACGAUAGUGACGCGCCGACGCCUGAGAGUAACAUGGGAUUCCGCAACACGAUGGCCAAGUGGAAUCCAGGCGGAGGCACGACUCAGCAGUCGCAAGCAGGUGCAGAACGCGGUGGGAGAGGUGCGCCGAUAGAUUUGGAGCAGGAGACCGAACAACAGCGCGCGCGGCCAAAACCUAGAAAGCGGGACAGCUUUCUCAAAGCCGUUAGAGACGCGUGGCAGAGUCCGGRCAGGGGAGAAAUACCGCGUUCCGAGCGCGGUAAUGCCAUUGUGAAACAGACCAAACACAAACGGGAUCGUCAGCUGCAGAAACAAUCCAAGAAGAGGCGACAUAGCAUGACGGACUCCGACGAUGACAAUGAACUGCAGCGUAACAGGAGGACACGAAAGGCUAGCGGCCAGGGAAACAACGGUGUGGACCAGGACAGCAGCAACAGACCGCACUGGGUCUCCAAUCUCUUCACCUUCAUCGGGCAACAUCCAACAGUCCCUCACAUCCUCUCAUUUUACGCACAACUAGCAUUCAACGUGUUCCUGCUGGCAGCGUGCGCGUACAUGUUAUAUUGCUUCUGGUCCGCUGUCCAGGGAGACAUUGACAAAAAGGCAUUUGAAGCAAUGGCAGAGGUCAUGGCCGAGUCUGCACAGUGCUUACACUCUUGGAACUCCAACAAGUGCGACCGGGCUACUCGGGUCCCAGCCUUGGAGAAAGUUUGUGAGGGAUGGGAGGCGUGCAUGAACCGAGAUGCCACAAAGAUUGGCCGUGCGAGGGUCUCUGCACACACAUUCGCUGAAAUCUUCAAUUCUUUUGWCGAACCCAUCAGUUGGAAAGCUAUGAUCUUCACCACUUUCCUCGUCUUUGGAGGUUUUGCUACAACAAACAUGGCAUUUGGCCAUUUCAGAGAAAAGGCACAACAUCAGCAUCAUCCGCCACCCUAUCAAUACUUUCCGCCGCCGACGCCGCAGCGCACUUUCUCUGGUCAGCCCUUGGAGGGUAUUUAUGGUACACCUUGGCAGCAGCAGCAGCAGCAGGUCGGUGCAUCGGAACCACAGUCGAGUCCUGUAAGGAGGAUUGCAUACGAAUAG